ACAGACGUCUUUCCUCCUGCAGCCAGAGGACCCUACUGAGGGCAGGGAGACGUAGCUGAGCAUCUUCCCAUCGUUCUGCGGGAUUUUCUGGGUGUCAGAUUUGUGGGCACUGCCAUCAUCCUCUAGAGGAGAGUUCCGACCGACCCUACCUCAGAAUCCCAAAGCAGGUUGUUGUUUUUUUUUUUUGCUCACUUCAUUUUUCUGUCACCCAAGGCGGGUCAGGAAAGCCCACAAGAGACGUGUUCAGCUGUAGGGGCUCGGCCUUUUGUCUGUCUUCGGCUGUGCGGUUUUAGGGGAAAGUCACGCUGGCCGAUCUGCGGAGAAACGUCAUGAAGAAGCUGAAAAAGAGGCGCUCCAGCCUUUUCGCCAACCUGAAGUUCGGCGACAGUUUCUCGCAGAGCACCGACGAUGACGAGAGCGCCUUCCCCUUCGCCAUGGACAGCUCGGUCAAGCCCUGGACAUCCCUGCACAACCUGGACAAGCCACUGGACAGUGACGGGAAAGUAGGAGAGGACGACUGGGAGCAAUGCUGGUCUCCUCCGGGGAAGAUGAGCAUGAUCAACCUUAAUGUUGGGGGCAAAGUCUUUCAGAUUGCAAAGACUGUGGCGGUCCGGUACCCCCACACGCGCAUCGGGUGUCUGGCCCUCUGCAGCGACCCCGUCAAGAAGCUGGAGCUCUGCGAUGACUACUCGGUCCUCAACAACGAGUACUUCUUCGACCGCGACCCCACUUUCUUCCACUACAUCUUCCACUUCUACCGCAGCGGAGUGCUCUGGGUAAUGCAGGAACUGUGCCCCAUCAACUUCGAGGAGGAGAUGGAGUACUGGGGCCUGCGGAUGAAAGACACCCAGCGCUGCUGCCGAAUCCUGUUCGAGGAGAAGGUGGACGAGCUGAAGGACUACUUGAAGGUCCAGCGGGAGCUGAAGGCCGAGAUUGAGCCCGAGCACAGGGACGAACAUUUCGAGGGCAUGUUCCUGGGCGGCUUCCGCAGGGCGCUGUGGAACCUGAUGGAGACCCCCUACUCCUCGGUGUGGGCCAAAGGCUUCGCCAUCAUCUCCAGCAUCUUCGUGCUGAUCUCCAUCAUGGCCAUGACGCUCAACACAGUGGAGGAGCUGAAGAGCCGGACCCUCCACGGGAAGACCUACAUGGAGUGCGUGGAGAUCUUCUGCAUCAUCUUCUUCACCCUGGAGUACUUCCUGCGCCUCCUGACCACCUGCGACGUCAAGCGCUUCCUGCGCAGCGCCCUGAACUUCGUGGACCUGGUGGCCGUCAUGCCCUACUUCGUCCAGGUGGUGUUCGAGACCUUCGCCGACCACAGCGACGACAGCUACCAGAACGACCUGCAGGCCAUGCAGCGGGUCAGCAAGGUCAGCAAGGUCCUCAAGGUCAUCCGCCUCAUGCGCAUCUUCCGCAUCCUCAAGCUGGCCCGGCACUCCACGGGCCUGCGGGCGUUUGGCUUCACCAUCCGCCAGUGCUACCAGCAGGUGUGCUGCCUCUUCCUCUUCAUCGGCAUGGGCAUCUUCAGCUUCUCGGCACUCAUGCACUCCGUGGAGCACGACGUCCCCGGCACCCCCUUCAGCAGCAUCCCCGACGCGUGGUGGUGGGCGGCGGUCAGUAUCUCCACAGUGGGCUAUGGCGACACUGUGCCAGAGUCCUUCCUGGGCCGUCUGGUGGCAUUCGGGUGCAUCUCUUUCGGGAUCAUCCUCAACGGCAUGCCCAUCUCCAUCCUCUUCAACAAGUUCUCCGACUACUACGCCAAGCUGAAGGACCAGGAGGUCGCCAACACCAUGAAGCAGAGAGGCAGGAUCCAGCUGCGGGUUCGACUCCGGCGCAAGAUGGACAAGUGUCUGCACUCACAGGCCCCGGACUGCGACGAGGACUCCCUCGGCCGCCUGGACCCCCGCGCCUGGCACGGCGGGCACUGACACUCGGUCUGCCAGCAUUGUGCUGGGCAUCCCCCAUCUCCGCUUCGCCUGCUACCUUUUUAAUGGCACUACCAGUGACUGACGGCUGCUGUGAGUGACAGCUCUGAGUGAGGUGGGACACAGGAGGUGCCCUGCCUAGUUAUAACAGGACUAAUUGCACGUUAAAGAUCGGGUGAUUAUAACUAACAGAUAAGAGAGUUGCAUUUCCUUUAACCAGGUAUUUUAAUGGAUGAACGCAACCAACCAUAAUCCAAUUAAAAGGAAACCUCUUGGCUCCCAGCUACAUUUUCAUCAUCCUUGCUGUCACAUGUCAAAAAAAUAAAGCAGGGGCUUGUUACUCGGAUUCACCUUUCUGGACCAAUUGCAUCUUGUCCUGAAGCUGAAGACUCUUUUGGAGCUGGACUUACCAUAGGCAGAUCUAGUUUUUUUUCCAUUCAGUUUUACUAUAGUGCAUUUCUCUUCAGCUGCAGUAACUUUUAAGGUUUUCUCAGCACUUAUUACAUACAAAAAGACAUGGAAAGGACAGAAUUCUGUAUACUGUUGGAAUCACCUGGACUGGACUAAGAGGACUGGACUGUCAGAAUCCAGUUUUUGAAGGCCUUAGAAUCAUAUUUAUUGUCUUACUCUCAAUAUUCAAUUACUUUCUUCCUUAUUAGACCAGUCUAAUGCUUUUCUCUGGUGUGAAGCGUGGGAGGGCAAGGUUGGAAAAUUGUGUAAACAAAUAUAAUAUUUUUCCAGGUCCGAUAUAGCUGAGUCUGAAGAGAUAUGGUUUCUGGAAAUCAGGCUGCGUUGUGCCACUCAUAAACUAGAGGGUACGAGGUAUAAUGUGUUUGCACAGCAGCUAUGAACUGAUUUAACGUUUGAUAUGAUUUAAAUAAAUACUUUUAUUUACAUAUUAUCUAUAAACCUUGCUGUUUUGAUCUCACAGGGAAAUGAAACUUCCGUAAUGACUAAAAAGAACACAAUGCUGUUUUUUGUUACAAAGGGGAAAAGUCAGCUACACAACUACAGUUUACCUGUGUUUACAGUAUGUUACCUGCACUUAAGCUUUUGUCAUGUGUUUUUUUACACUAGAACACUGUUGUCGUGCCCUGUUCUGUGUGGAUGUGGAUAUCUGGUUUUCUAAAACCACUCUAAAGGCUCAGUUCAUUUAGAGUUUAAGAUUCACUUGGAUAUAACACAAGUGGGGUAUUUAGUUUAGUUUCAAUUUCUUCACAGUCAAUUCACCCACUAUUUUAUGUUCUGCAGCUAAUCCAUUUUCUAAUUCAACUGCCGACCAGACCUGGUGAGAAACAUGGUAAGAAAAUGGAUACAGUACAAGAUAGGAGGGAGCAGACUUUUCCUAUUAAUAGGAUCAGGAAGGGAUUAGGCCACACUAGGAUUUAGAAAACUAAUCCAAAUGCUGAACAGCAAUUAAAAUAAUUAACCUGUUGAGGGGCCCUCUGUAAAGACAGCAGGAGUGUUUUGGUCGCCUUUUGCUGUUACAUGUUGGCCUUCAUCAAAAUGGCAUUUUAACAGUUGUUUCACCACUAUACCCAGAAGGUCUCUUGUAUCCAUAUUGCACAGUUGAUUAUCUGACAUCCUGCCUGUCUGUGCAUGUCCACCUCUCUAUCUGUCUUUCUGUCUGGUGCUAUUUCUUUUUUUUUAAUAACUCUGUGUCAAUGCCAAAGAGCUUCAAUGACAUUUAAUUUCACAGCAGUCUGAAUCAACAGCAAACUUCUGAUUUUCAUUGGAUUUAAUGAAGACUUUCAAACAUCUACCAAGGAGAGAAACGAUGGAUUUAAGAAAACUGACUAAGCAAAAUGCAGAGCUACUGCAUAAAUGCUGACAUUUGCUUGCAGUUUAAAAUUUGCAUAAAUUGAAGACAAAGUUACAGCACACAGCACCUGCAUGGGAUCAGCAGUCUGAAUGCCAAAGAGAGCCUCCCCUCUCGCAUUUCAACAUUUUCUGCUCUCCUGCCCCUGUUAUAGGAAAUGUAUCCUACCCAGCUGGCAGUGUGGCUGCUGGUUCAUAGGUAGGGGUUGCACCCAAACUGUGUGCAAGACACUUUGGGAUGCACUUCUUUGCAAUGAAAAAUCCAAAUAAUUAUUAUUUUUAUUAUAAUUGCGGGCAAUGUUUUAGUUUUGAAUGACUCUUAUCAGCUCGUUUACCUGGCCCGGCGUCAGAAAUAUGUAUGUAAAUUCACCUUAUUGUUUAAACCAGAUUUUAAACUAUCACCCACAUUUUGUCUGAAAGCAGAAUAUGUAGCCAAAUACAACUCAGUCAUUGUGUCUACAUAUGAUGCUGUAAUAGGUUCUGUAACCAAUUCUGAUUAUUUCAAGAGACAUAAUAGGAUCAUAGCAAAACACAAUGUUUACCACAGAAGAGAUUCGGCAUGUUUUAGGGUCAGGGAUAUAUUGAGGGUUAGGGCACUGACUUUACUGAUCACUAAUUCCUGAUGGUAAAGGACUGCCACAUCUGGUUUUCAUUACACCAUGUGGAGAAGACUCAAUGGUUUUUACAUAGAUCCACAUUGUGACUACUGCCUCUCUGGAACUCUCUGGAACAGUGUCUGAACCGAUGUUUGGAGGGUUAUUGAAAUAGUUUACACUCUAUAGCUGUUUCACUCAACAGCUUCAGCUCAGACUGUUUCCUUGCCUCUUUCACAUCUCCAGCUUUUCUGUUUUCCUCCUGCUGCAGGCUCAUGCCCACCUGGUCUGUUCUUGGUGGUCACCAAGCAGACUCUUCCUAUGACAGAUUCAUCAAAGUUCUCUCUGUGUUUCUUCUGGCAGAAGUAUUUAGGUAUUCACUUCCUUCUGUAAAAUUACUGUUGUCCUGAAAAAGCCAAUGCAUUCUUUCUGGAAGAAACUCCAAACUGGCCUUUCUUGUUCCAGAACUCUCUGAGAGCUGCACAGAAAUAUCUGCGCCUGAAUAAUGAUGAUGAAAGUGAGACGUUCUGCUGGCAGUUAGAUCUUUCCACAUACUGAGGUGGAGUUUUCAAAAGCAGCACUGGAGAGCAUCAAGCUGAGCAAUACAAACGCAGACAUCAUCCGCCACUGGCGUAGGUCCGUAUUCUUUCUGUUAGCAGGGCUGUGGCCAUCUUUACUGAAAUGCAAAAUUGGCAAUGUUAUUGUUUCCCGUUUGGCAUUUGCCUUUCUUUGCCUCCUCCUUACUGGUUUAAGAGUCGCCAACAAUGUGAACUGUGAAAUAAGAUUUACCACAUUUCUCUUCAUCUCAAUGCACACCUUGAUUCAGGAACAGGCCAAUUAGUGGUAUGGGGUAGUCAGUGCAUUACAGUCUAUGGAAAUUUGUAUUCAAGGCUUCUGGAAUUUUAAGUAAACUAAAGACCACAUAUCUUGCCUGCUAGACAAGAAGACAUAGGUCAAGCACAUUGCUUAUAGUAAAGCCAAUUUAAAUUCACUGUAUUUAAAAUGCUGUCACCUGUUUCUUAUGUAGCUGAAUCUGCUGCCUAUGCUGUGUGUCUUAGCAGUGGUCAUGGCCACUAUAUAGUUAUGAUGAACAUUAUAUUCUCGGACUAUUUCAUUUAUUUAAUUGAAACAAUUUUGUAAUUGUCCAGAAAAUAAACUUGCCUGUGCUGUGUUCAUUAAAACAGUAUAUUGCCCUGUUUAAGGUAACCUAUCCUCCAUAAGUAAUGCUAGUCACCCAUGCGACCCCUCUGUGCUAUCAGACCACCUUAAACCAAAGUAGAAGCUUUGACUGACAAAAAGAGACUAAACUCACUCAAUUAAGCUUGAGAAUGUGGUUUUAUGUUAUAGGUAAUCUGCAAGGCCUGUCCUUUCUCAAGAAGUCUGCUUUAUCUGGGGCCAGAUGGCUGUAUAACUGUCUUUUACUUUGAAUUAGUAGUGCAAUAAAAUAAAAGAGAAA
This is a messenger RNA of Lepisosteus oculatus (spotted gar), 5789 nucleotides long. Its product is annotated as potassium voltage-gated channel subfamily V member 2. The record is from RefSeq and is a predicted model, not a curated record. Lineage: Eukaryota; Metazoa; Chordata; Actinopteri; Semionotiformes; Lepisosteidae. Gene Ontology annotation, biological process: potassium ion transmembrane transport; protein homooligomerization. Gene Ontology annotation, cellular component: membrane; voltage-gated potassium channel complex. Gene Ontology annotation, molecular function: delayed rectifier potassium channel activity.